Molecule: messenger RNA, 1687 nt
Organism: Habropoda laboriosa
Lineage: Eukaryota; Metazoa; Arthropoda; Insecta; Hymenoptera; Apidae
Gene: Pdp
Product: pyruvate dehydrogenase [acetyl-transferring]-phosphatase 1, mitochondrial
Exons: 4
Coding region: 168-1601 (477 amino acids)
Biological process (GO): protein dephosphorylation
Molecular function (GO): protein serine/threonine phosphatase activity; cation binding
Source: RefSeq, a predicted model, not a curated record
UAUAAAGAUACUGUAUAGUAUAUAUAACUUUACGAAAACAAUUAUCCUUGAAAAGACAUUGAAAAGAUGAAUAUUUAACAUAACCUGCAAAAUAGACAAAAUGUGCUGUAGGAGAAAAGGCACGAAAAUGUGCUAGCACAAAUAUACUACAGUAUUGCAAAAGUAGAAUGGUCUUACAAAACGUUAGCAGUAAUUUAAUUAAAACUGUCAGCAAUGUAUGCAUUAGACAGAAUGAAUGGAGUAGCAACAAAUGUGUCCAAAGAUUGUACAUGGCUUUGCCACGGCUUACACCACAAGAGGUUACUGCAAUUCUACAAGCCAACGAAUAUACCAAAGAAUUCAAUGGAGAAAGUUCUAUAAAAUACUAUGAUUCAAAUCAACUGGCAUCUAAUAAUCCUAUAGAAGAUACACGAUCAGAGGCCCAAUGCUUACUUACAAAAGGAAUAUUGCUAGGUGUGUUCGACGGUCAUGGAGGUGUCACUUGUGCACAAAUUAUUUCUAAAAGACUUUUUCACUAUAUAUCGGCAUGCUUAUUACCUACAAAGUUAUUGAAACAAUAUCUCAGCACAGUGAACUCCAAUAAUAAAUUAGAACUUCUUCAAAUGUUCAACGAUAAAGUGGACUUUGUUUCUGAUAUUAGAGAUCUUCAUCAAGCAAGUUUCUUAACUUUUGUAAAGGAUUUAAUAGAAUCGGAAUGUACAAAAGAAUUUCAAAUGGAAACAGCGUUAGAAAACGCAUUUCUCCGAUUAGAUAAUGAUUUGUCGAACGAAGCACUUUUAAAUUUAGGUAAAAAUAGCACUGCCAGGACAGUGGCUGUUGCAAUGUCUGGUGCUGUAGCAGCUGUUGCACAUAUAGACGGUCCACAUCUUCACGUCGCAGGAGUAGGCGAUUGCCAAGCAGUACUCGGUGUACUUUCGGAAAAUGACGGUUGGUCUGCGAAGUUGAUGACCAUGGGACAUAACACUGACAAUCGUUUAGAAGUUGAGAGAAUUCUAUCGGAGCAUCCAGCGAAUGAAAAGUCAACAGUAAUUAAAAUGGAACGACUACUUGGGCAAUUGGCGCCUCUUCGUUCGCUAGGUGAUUUUCGUUACAAAUGGAGCAAAAAUACUUUAAAGGAAGUAGUGGUGCCGUAUUUCGGUGAAGCUGCAAUUCCACCGAAUUAUCGUACACCACCGUAUUUAACAGCAAAACCAGAAGUUAAAUAUCAUAGACUAACACCUAGAGAUAAAUUCCUUAUAAUAGCUAGCGACGGUUUGUGGGAUUUAAUGUCACCGUUACAGGCAGUACGUUUAGUAGGUGAGCAUAUGAGUGGAAAAGUAACGUUGAAUCCAUUAAGGCUACCUCGUAAAAAUAUGAAAUUGUCGGAAAUAAACAAAAUGUUGUUGCAACGUAAAGAGGGCUUGAAAAAGAAGCCUCUCGAUUGUAAUGCGGCAACACAUUUAUUGAGAAAUGCACUCGGCGGUACCGAAUAUGGUAUAGACCAUGCCAAAUUAUCACAAUUAUUAACGUUACCAAAAGAAGUAGUACGAAUAUUUCGUGAUGAUAUUACGAUAACUGUUGUUUAUAUGGACUCCGAAUUUUUAAGACACUGCCCUCCGUGAAUUCAUACAAGUUUCUUGUUACAUUUAUAAAACCAUCAACUGAUAUCGUUUCUAAACACUAUUGAGGAAAUUGAAGUUUCGUCUUG